Molecule: messenger RNA, 5349 nt
Organism: Cynara cardunculus var. scolymus (artichoke)
Lineage: Eukaryota; Viridiplantae; Streptophyta; Magnoliopsida; Asterales; Asteraceae
Exons: 8
Coding region: 137-5260 (1707 amino acids)
Molecular function (GO): ADP binding
Source: RefSeq, a predicted model, not a curated record
CCAACCAUCCUUUCAAUUAUAAUCUCUCAUCUUUUCUUAGUCUUAUUCUUCAGAAUUGUUGACAGAGAAGAUCACAAGCAGCAGCAGAACCAUCCUGAAAUGUUUCAGGUGCUUGCACAAGUAAGAAUAUCGCGCAAUGGAGAUUGUUGCCGCCAUUGUUAGUCCUCUGGUUGAGUCUCUCAUAGUUCCCGUUAAGAAACACCUCGGUUACUUGAUUUCCUACAAAAAGUAUGUGAGCGAUAUGGAUACAAGAAUGGAAGAGUUGGAAGCUACAAGACGUGGUGUUGAAGGCCACAUAAACCGUAAAAAAAACAAUUACCUUAUGGUUCCAAUGGAGGUCAGUGGUUGGUUGGAAAAAGUAGGAAAUAUCGAAGCACAAGUACGGGAAACAAGUCUUAGUGAUGUCGACAGUUGCUUCAAUCUCAAGGUUAGGCAUAGGCUAGGAAGGAAAGCCUUUAAGAUCAUUCAGGAUAUCGACCGUCUCAAAGAAGAAAAGUCUAGAAUUGAUUGGACUGAUCAUCCAAUUCCUCUUGGAAAAGUUGAUUCCAUGAAGCUUUCCACCUCUACACCAUCAAGUCAUCACAAUGACUUCAAAUCUAGAGAGCAGACUUUUAUGGAAGCACUUAAAGCCCUCCAACCAGACAACAAAACCCACAUGAUAGCUUUAUGUGGGAUGGGGGGAGUCGGGAAGACCAUAAUGAUGCAAAACCUAAAGAAAGUUGUAAGUGAAAAGAAGUUGUUUGAUUUUAUUAUUGAGGCUGUUAUAGGGGAAAAGAUGGAGGUGCAUCAAAUUCAGCUAGCUAUAGCAGACUUCCUGAGUUUAGAUCUAAAAGAAACCACUACAGCAGCUAGAGCUAUUAAGCUUCGUAAAAGUUUCGAGGCCCGUUCUGAUGGUGGUAAGAAGAAGUUCCUGAUACUACUAGAUGAUGUAUGGCAGUUCGUUGAUAUUAAUGAUAUCGGGUUAAGUCCAUUGCCAAAUCAAGGUAUCGAUUUUAAGGUAUUAUUGACAUCACGAGACCGAGGUGUUUGUACUACGAUGGGAGUUGAACUUGAUUCAAUUCUCAAUGUGAAAGUCAUAGAGAACUCAGAAGCAYAUAAUUUCUUUCUCCAAUUUGUAAAGGKUUCCGAUGAUGAUGAUCUCRAUMUUGAGCUCCGUGAGAUAGGAGAAGAUAUUGCAAAUAGAUGUCACGGUCUGCCCAUUGCCAUCAAAACCAUAGCCCGUACUCUUAAAGGUAAAAGCAAGCAUGUGUGGGAAGAUACAYGUUCUAGAAUAGAGAACAAAGAUGUUGAUGAAGUCGUGCAUCAAGUUUUUGAGAUAAGCUACAGAAAUCUCCAUGAUGAAGAGACUAGAUCAACUUUGUUGUUGUGUUGUUUGUUUCCCGAAGAUUUCGAUACUCCUGUGGAGGAGUUAGUGAGGUACGGUUGGGCCUUGAGAAUGUUUAACAAAGUGGAUACUAUAAGAAAAGCAAGAAACAGGUUGAACACAUGCAUUGAGCGACUCAUACAUGCAAAUUUGUUGAUUCAAAGUGAGGCAGUUGGUUGUGUCAAGAUGCACGAUCUAGUGCGUGCUUUUGUUUUAGACAUGUGUUCCGAAGGCGAACAUGCUUCAGUUGUCGGUGAUAUGUCAAAGUGGCCUGCAAAACCUGUGAGCGAGUUUUGCAAAAGAAUUUCAAUAACAUGCACAGGAAUGUCUGAGUUUCCUAGAGAUCGUAAAUAUCCAAACCUCUUGUUAUUGAACCUUAUGAAUGGAGAGAAGUCGUUUCCUGAAGACUUUUAUCAAGAAAUGGAGAAACUUGAAGUAAUAGUGUAUGAAAAUAUGACGUAUCCAUUGAUUCCCAUAUCACAAUACUCGAGUAAUCUUCGAAUGCUAAGUAUCCAUCGAUGCCCAUUUAUGUUUGAUUGCUCUCCUGUUGGUGAUCUUUUAAACUUGGAAUUGCUUAGUUUUACCUAUUGCAAAAUAGAAAAGUUACCAUCCACAAUUGGAAAUUUGAAGGAGCUAAAGUUACUUGAUUUGACAGGCUGUAGUAAUCUUUGUAUUGAUGAUGGUGUCUUGAAAAGUUUGGUCAAACUUGAAGAGCUUUAUAUGCGCAGGGUUAGACGACAUGCCGAUGGUGAUGAAUUAGUGGAGUGUUCAAAAAACCUUGUUGAAAUAGCAAUUGAGUUUUUUGGUGACAAUGCUUUGCCAAAGAAUAUGUCAUUUGGGAAACUUGAAUGGUUCAAGAUCUCUUUGGGAUGCUCUGUUGAUGAUUGUGAUCUCCAAAGCAAACAUUCAGAAGAAAACACAUUAUGUUUGGUGACCAACAAAUGUGAACUUUUGGAUUCUAGGGUGAAUGAUUUGUAUGGAAAGACAAAGGUGCUUCAUUUACAAGUGGAUGGUAUAAAUGAUCUUGGAGAUUGUUUAGGGGAAUCYUUGCAUCGUUUUGGAUGCCCAUUUUUCAGUUUAAAAGUCCUUCAUAUUUGUGAGUGUGCACAUUUGAGAUACCUCUUCACAGUCCAUGUGGCAAAUGGUCUGAAUCAGCUUGAGCACCUCAAAAUUAUCAAGUGCCCUGCAUUAGAAACACUUAUAGAUGAUGAGAAUUGUGAAGUUAAGGUCAUCAAAUUUCCAGCUCUAAAGUUCCUAUCUUUGAUUAAUCUACCAAUGCUAAUGAGUUUGUGCAAGCUGGGUGGCAACGUAAUUGAGUUCCCACAACUGGAAGUAUUGAAACUUGAUAACCUUCCAAAUUUCACUAGCAUUUAUGAAGAUUUUCUAAAGAAAGAGGUUGUGAGUUCUAAGUUGAAGGAUUUGACGAUUACGGAGAUGGAGAAGUUGACGGAGAUAUGGCCAAGUCAAUAUUUGAGUAGUAAUGAGGUUAGUCAAUUGAGAAUGAUUGAAGUGAAAAAAUGUGAUAGUCUUGUGAACUUGUUUCCAAGCAAUCCAAUGUCGUUGCUGUAUCAUCUGGAACAACUUACAGUUUCCGAAUGUGGUUCCAUUGAUGUGUUAUUCAACAUUGAUUUGGAAUCAUGUGUUGGUGAAAUUGAGCAAGAGAACAACAACUUGAGAUCUAUUACAACAAUUGGAUUAAGGAAACUUAGAGAGGUUUGGAGGGUGAAGGGAGUAGUCAACUCUAGUCUCCCCAUUCUUGGCUUUCAAAGUGUUGAAUGCAUAGUGAUAAGAGAAUGCAAGAGGUUAAGAAAUGUAUUCACACCUACCACCUCAAAUUUUGACAUGAGGGCACUUAAGAAGAUUAGUAUAAAUGGCAUUGAUGGGUGGGGAGAAAAUAAAAGCAACAAUGAAGAGAUUAAUGUUACAACCAAUGAAGGCAUAUCAGAAGUGGAAGAUGAUAUUCAUAAUGUUGCAUUCCCAUCUUAUCUCAUGCAUAAUUUGCAUCAACUUCAUACGCUUAGGUUACUUUAUUUUGAAGGGGUGGAGGUGGUGUUUAAGAUAGAGAGUUCAAGUUGUAGAAAGUUGGCAACAACUCAGAAUAAUCACCAACCGCAACUACUCCCUCACCUCAAGGAUCUGGAAUUACAUGGUCUGAAUAGGAUGACUCAUUUGUGGAAGUACGAUUGGAACCAAUUCUUAGUUUCUCAACAAGAACCGAAAUCUUCUUCAUUCGUCAAUAUCAUGAGCAUAACCCUUUGUUCAUGUGGCCGUAUAGAAUACUUAUUCUCUCCUCUCAUGGCCAAACUUCUAUCCAACUUAAUUAGCAUCACAAUAAAGUCGUGUGAUGCUAUGGAAGAGGUUGUUUCUGACAUAGACGAUGAAUAUGAAGGAAUGGCUACGUCUAUAUCUUGCCACACAGAUACGACUUUCUUCCCGCAUUUAGACAAUCUCAACCUUGGUUAUUUACCAUGCCUAAAGCGUAUCGAUGGUGGUGGUAACAACUGUGGGGGCAAGGAACUCAUGACUUCCACUGUUACUGCUUCUUCUGUUUAUGAUAAAUUCCAGUGUUAUCAAGUUGGUGGAGCAUAUUGGUCCUCUUUCCAAUAUGCAAAAACAAUAGAUAUACGGGAAUGUCAUGCCUUGUUAGCUCUGAUUCCAUACCAAGCGGUUGGUGACAAUGCUAAUAUUGGUGAAGGAAGUGGUGAUACGGUUACAAUCCCAACGCCGAUAAAUAUGACUUCACUUGAAUUGCCCAACCUGAAAAUCUUAUAUAUUGCCGGAUGCCACAGUUUGAAAUAUAUAUUCACAACUUCUAUACUUAAGAGCCUUAACAAACUCCAAGAGUUGAAGAUAAGUGAUUGCUCUGCAAUACAAGUGAUUGUGAAGCUGGAAGACAAUGGAGAGCACAUAUUAGGAUUGGAAGAUGUGGUCUUCCCUCGUCUUACGACCCUUACACUAGUUGGUUUACCAAGUCUCAAGGGGUUCUUCUUGGGGAAGAAUGACUUCCAGUGGCCAUUAUUGGAUAAGGUUAAGAUCUACCGUUGUCCGCAAAUGAUGAUUUUCACAUCUGGUCGCUCGAUGGCUUCGAAACUAGAAUACAUACAUACAGGUGUAGGCAAACAUAGUCUUGAAUGUGGCCUCAACUUCGAUUGGACCAAUGCACCACAUGAGGGUCAACUCUAUAAGUCAAGUUCCUGCUCGACUGGUGCAGAUAUAAUAGAGUUACUUCAAUUCCCUUGGUCUUUUUCCAACUUAGUCGAAGUAGAUAUACAAUAUUUUGACAGUAAAGCAAUAUUUCCAAGCCAUGAGUUGUUUAACGUAGAAAAUGUUGGAGAUAUUGAAGAAGCAGAAAAGGUAUUUGAAGUAGUAGAAGGGACAAAUGAUGAAACACAAUCUGCAGAUGAUGUGAUACUAAUUUCCAAGAAAAAACAAGUUAUAUGGAAGAGUAAUUGGUGGAUACCAUCCAAACCUUCAAACCUCACAAGGGUAUCACUUCAUUUUUGUGACAAUAUGGAACAUGUUUUCUCUCAUGGCAUGGCUGCUAGUUUAGUCCAACUGCAACGCCUUGUGAUACAUUGCUGCACCGGUUUGAAGGUAAUUGUGGAGGCAGUGCGAGAUUCCACUAACGAGAUGGUUUCCUUCCCUUUUCUAAAAUCCUUAGAACUUGCUCAUCUUAACAAAUUGGAGGGAUUUUGCUUGGGGAGUGAUCAGGCUUUUCAAUGGCCAUCAUUAUAUACUUUGAGAAUAGAAAGAUGUCCAAGAAUGACAGUUUUCACCAAGGGACAGUCUACUACUCCAAAGCUAGAGUUAAUAAGAACAAGUUUUGGAUGGUGUGAGGCAAAGGAUGACAUCAACUCCUUUAUAAGGAAAAGAACACAAGAGGGAUACGAAUUCUAGAGAAAGAUUGAUCGAGGCUUCAUGGAGUUUAAGGAAAAAGAAUUAGACACGGGAAAGGAUCCGAUGAAAUAGUUGAUUCAGUUGAAGUU